Spea bombifrons (plains spadefoot toad) is the source of this 1063-nucleotide messenger RNA. RefSeq names its product intraflagellar transport 22 (gene IFT22). Gene Ontology annotation, biological process: intracellular protein transport. Gene Ontology annotation, molecular function: GTPase activity. Bases 177 to 737 code for a protein of 186 amino acids. Gene Ontology annotation, cellular component: endomembrane system. Lineage: Eukaryota; Metazoa; Chordata; Amphibia; Anura; Pelobatidae. The transcript is spliced from 5 exons. The record is from RefSeq and is a predicted model, not a curated record.
AACGGCAGAACAAGGCAAUGCACAUUUCAUCACCAUUUCAGGGGGACAUUGCAAUACUUAGUGCUGCCUACAGAGCGGGUACAUGUAAUUAAUACCCCUUUCACCCGAGCUCCACAUAUACAUCGGUUUUUUUCUUAGUACGUUUGGCAUCAUCUAUAUAUUGUGAUCAGUUUAAAAUGUUUAAAGCGAAGCUACUUGUUGUUGGACCGAGUGAGAGUGGCAAAACAGUUUUGGCAAAUUUCUUGGCUGAUGCUACUGAGACCAUUGGUGGAGAUUAUAGCCCAACUCAAGGUGUGAGGAUUCUAGAAUUUGAGUGUCCCAAUGUGAAUGGGAAUAAGGGCCCUGGAUGUGAAGUUGAACUUUGGGACUGUGGAGGAGAUCACAAGUUUGAAAGUUGCUGGCCUGCUAUACUGAAAGAUUCCCACGGAGUAAUUCUUGUCUUUAACCCCGACAUUCCGAGUCACUUGAAGGAGAUUGAAAUGUGGCACAGCAAUUUUAUCCAGCAGCAGAGGUUGCAAGGGAAUCAGUGCCUAAUAAUCGCUCACCACAAGCCUGGAUCAGGAAACGAUGGAGAAAAUCCAGAUCUAUCAUCCGCACUGGCUAAGUUAACUCUUGUCCAUUCCAACCUUGAUGAAGACCCUGAGGAUAUAAGAUUGGAAUUCAUAAAGUAUCUUCGAGGCAUUGUAAGCACAUUAUCCGAGAGCCGAGACCGGGAAGAGAUGUCGAUUAUUACCUAAUCCUGUACUGACCGCUGGUAAAUGAUGCAUUGUAUCCUGCUAUCUAGCAAUUUCCUUUUUUCCUGAUAACUAGACUUGACACAUUUUCUUUGCAAAAGUAGAACUUACAAUUACAGAAGUAUCAGUAAAGGAGAUACCACAGCUAACGUUAUGAAAGUCAUGUGAAAUGUUUAUCGAAUUAACUUUCAGUAUCAAUGUUCUUUUUUUAAUAAUCAUAUAUGUGAUAUUGUAAUUUUUUUUUACCAAUACAUGCUUGGUUUAUUAUUUUAUGCAAAUGAAAAAUGUAUCAGAAGAGUUAUUUAAAAGAAAAUGUAUUCAAACAGAAA